Molecule: messenger RNA, 453 nt
Organism: Malurus melanocephalus (red-backed fairy wren)
Lineage: Eukaryota; Metazoa; Chordata; Aves; Passeriformes; Maluridae
Product: regulating synaptic membrane exocytosis protein 3-like
Exons: 3
Biological process (GO): regulation of synaptic plasticity; regulation of membrane potential; calcium ion-regulated exocytosis of neurotransmitter
Cellular component (GO): presynaptic membrane; cytoskeleton of presynaptic active zone
Molecular function (GO): transmembrane transporter binding; small GTPase binding
Source: RefSeq, a predicted model, not a curated record
AUGUUCGACGGCGAUGCUGGCUCGUCGUCGGCGCGGAGCGUGGUGCGCAGCUCCAGCAUCAGCGGAGAGAUGUUCGGCCUGGAGAAGAGCGCGCGCGGGAGCGCUGACUCCGUCGCCGUCACCGCCAGCAAGAAACGGCGCUCCAGCCUGGGCGCCAAGAUGGUGGCGAUCGUGGGGUUGUCGCAGUGGAGUAAGAGCACCCUGCAGCUCAACCAGACGGCCCUGGGGGUGGCCCUGACGGUGUCACACCCCUGUGCAGGUGAUGUCCACGUGGGCGUGGCUGACCGCAAUGGGCAGCUGGAGGUGGACGUGAUCCAGGCCAGGGGGCUGAUCCCAAAAAUGGGCUCCAAGUGCAUCCCCGCCACCUACGUCAAGGUGUACGUGCUGGAGGCCGGGGUGUGCCUGGCCAAGAAGAGAACCAAAGCGGUGAAGAGAACGAGCGAGCCCUCGUUC